UCUGGGGAGGCGGCCGCUGCAGAGGGGCGGGGUGCCGGACUGGGUAGCCCCUUCCUCCCCUCUCUCUCCCUGGUGCCGCUGGGACUAGGGCGGGGCAGAGCCAGGAGGAUCGGACACGGGCCGAGGGAAUUCGAGCUUCGCAGAUCCUGGAGCAGUGUCUCCUAAAAUGUAGCAAAGUGGGGCCUUAACUUCACUGGGAAUUUGCACCGAUUCCAGCAAUUGAUGAACCAGCCAUCCACCAAUAUAGCUUGGAGUUGGGUUUGCUUGCUUGGCAGCAAUUGAGUGUACGGGUCUCCUUGUCAUGGCAACCAUUGUCCCGGAAAAACUUACCCGCCUUUUCAUUAAUGUGCAGCAGCUUUGGCAGGUCCCCAGGCUGCUGGAAAUGGCGUUCCCCUCGCCUCCCUGCACUGUGGGCACCUCAGAUGUGCCUAAGGUCUUCUGGAAACCCUACAUUCACACCGGCUACAGACCCCUCAACCGGACCUGGAAGUAUUACUUCUUGACGCUUUUCCAGCAGCACAACGAAGCUGUCAACGUCUGGACUCACCUCGUGGCAGCUCUGAUCCUGCUUCUGAGGUUCCAGCGGCUUUCCCAGACGGUGGAUUUUGUGAGCGAUCCUCAUGCCCAUCCCCUGUUCAUCAUUGUCAUUGCUUCUAUCACCUACCUAACCUUCAGCUCCCUGGCUCACCUCCUCCAGGCCAAAUCAGAGUUCUGGCAUUAUAGCUUUUUUUUCAUGGACUAUGUGGGAGUAGCCAUUUACCAGUACAGCAGUGCCUUGGUGCAUUAUUACUAUACCAUUGAGCCAGACUGGCAUGCAAGGAUCAUGGGGUUUUACAUGCCAGGAGCUGUUUUGCUAGCGUGGUUAUCCUGUGUAGGUUCCUGUUAUGCUAAAUAUAGAUACCACCAACUUCCUCGCCAUCUGAGCAGGCUGUGUCAGGAAAUGCCCUUGGGCCUGGCGUAUGCGCUAGAUAUUAGCCCAGUAAUUCACCGGCUCUAUACAGCUCAGCCCUCCGAGCAGGCGGAUCCAGCCCUUUUAUACCACAAAUGCCAGGUGUUGUUUUUCCUUAUCGGUGCUUUUUUCUUCUCAUACCCUUAUCCAGAGAAAUGGUUUCCUGGGAAAUGUCACUUCUUUGGGCAGGGGCAUCAGAUCUUCCACGUGUUUCUGGUGCUGUGCACCCUGGCCCAGGUGCAGGCGGUGGCUCUGGACUAUGAGUCAAGAAGGGAGAUUUACACCAGUCUGCACGGUGACCAGACUCACAAUUUCUCUGCCCUGUGCUUCUUCACCAUAGCCUGCUGCCUCCUCACUGCCGCUUACAUGACCAGCAAAGUGAAGUGCAAACUGAACUGCAAAGGAGAAUGAAAGCUGUGGAGGGGAAGCUCCCGAUCUCUCCGAACCUGGCUGUUUGAGGGGAUGCCACCAUAACCAUCUGGCUGUGGACUGUAUUUUAAAGAGUGAUGGAAUGCUUGGAAAUGUGCUAUUGUUAAGUGAUCUGCAAAGGGAAAAUGCUGGGAGUUUGUGCUCUUUGGGGUUUUUUAUGAUGUAUAAAGAAGACCUGCAAAGGUGUAUGUGUGUAUAAGUGUUAAAACAUUUUCUUUUUCUACUUAUUUUCUGCCUUAGAAAUUCAGGUCCUGUCUUUAAAAGGCCUCAAUGAAGAGCUGGGAGCAACGCUCUCUUUGCUAAACAUGCCUCCUGCUGUCCUGGCAUCUAUGGGCUGAGAAAGCUGACUUGCACAGCUGAGAUCCUAAGUGAGUCUUCUAGCAAAACCAGGAGUGGCCAGCUCUGACAUUCCUGAUAUUUCUCAGGCAGAAGUUAAGACAGAAAAAACAAGUCCAGCUUGUCUUUACAUUUUGCAGAGAAGCAAACAAGGGGACAAGACAAACAUUUUUUUUCUGCUCAGGUCACUUUAUAUAGCACAGUAACUUUACAUGGCACUUUACACACAGAGAAAGACAUGUGGCCUGCCCUUAUCAUCUAAAUAAGACAAGAUACACUGAAGACAAGGCCCUGUCAGGAGAGAGGAGGAGGUUAUCAGUAAUGAUGAAGAGGAGAAGGGAGGAAGGAUAGCUGGAAGAAAUGGGUUUCUAAGUGGGAUCUGAAGGAGGAAAGAGGCCAGUAGGCCACUGAGAAGAGGGAAGCUUUGUCUAUACUGGCCCUGUACCCCUAAAAAUUCCUUCUGUUGCUACCACUGGUGCAGUUCCAUUGCAGGUAACAAUAAUGUGAGUGCUACUGUAAAGGAAAUACCGGUGUUUUAACCACUGUGUCUUGCAGACCUGAUCUGGGUGAUAAAAACACCGGUGGCCAGUCUAUACUACAGCUGCCACCACUGUCACUACACCAGCGUUGGCAACAGUGGUAAAGAGAGACACUCCUGUAAACAUAGCCAGAGUGUGUCCCAAGCACGGGGGCGCAUGAAUGCAGAGGUGAAUCUGCGGGUGGGAAAAGGAGCAGAAGGAAGGGGACAUGCGAGCAGUGAGAGAUAGGUGGGGGGCGAGAUUGGUGAGUACAAGGAGCCUAGAUUCGACGUGGCCAGAGAUGGGAAAGAUUCAAGAUUGGGGGCGGGGGGAGGCUGGGCUGAAGCAGCUGGAGUGUGGUGGAGGGCAGGAAGAUGACUUUAGCAGCAGCUUUGGGGACAGACUAGUGAGGAGAAGAUGAUUGUGUUCAAGGGAAGGGGGAUUUAGCUGGGGGUGUGGGCUGCAGCAGCUGGGAUAAUGAAAAAGGGCCAAUGUUAGUGAUGAAGCAGUGAUUGAGAUUUAGCAAGAAUUUGGCUAUGGAGGAGAAAGAAAGCCGAGGCAAAGAUGAUCCAAGAUUCUGGCCUGGGAGGUGGGAAGGACAGUGGGGGAGGUGGGGUGAACAGAAAAGUUUAAAACGACUGAUUUGAAUCUAGACUUAAUUUUGGUUCUAAAAUUGGUUCCAGUUCCUGCCAGGACCUGAUCUCAUUCCACCCCCUCCUCCCGGUUUCUCUUUCCUCUGGUGCCCUCACUGAUCUAGACUAAGGCCUUGUCCACAGUGACGAAAUUGACCAAGUCCUGAAAUGGCUUUCUCACUCUGUCCAGUCUGGAAGGGUUUCAGGAACCUGGCUACUUCGGCUGCUCCCGAAGAUGGUUUUCAAUAACCAGGGUAAACAAUAAAUGUUCUGCCCUGUCUAAGCUGGGCAGCAGCAGCCUACAAAGCAGGUUCACCUGAAACCGUUUUUAAGAGCGGUCAUGGAAAAACGGUUUCAGAAAGCUGUCAUUUCCAGGGGCCGGAGUCUGCUGCCAUGUAAAGAAUCCAGCUGCCUGAUCCGGUUGGCGUAGUGAGGGCUGCAGGAGGCAUCACAAACCUCUCAGGGCCUAAGUCAAAUCCCAGCAAGUCGACAGUAUUUUAAAUAAAUGCAUUGGCCAUAUGCAUAGUUCUUAAAGCGACACAAAUUUCAUUGGAGAGCUCUAAUGGCUAACGAGACAGCUUUGUAAAAAAGCAUCGCUGCGCUUACCGGACCAACUGACUUUAAGAUGCACAACUCACAUAUUUAAAGUUAUUGGAUCAGUGCAUUUCUGUUCUGCCAUUUUUACCUAAGCAAGGAGCCGGGAGCCGAUCCUGGGAGGUGCUGAACCCUUGCAGCCCCCAAUGGACUUUUCUGGCUCGGAUGCCAAACUCUUAUGUAAAGUGCUUUGAAGAUGAAAGACACUGUGUACAUGUUAACAAAUAUUAGAGAAUCAUAUAAUGAACAGGCGUCAGUGCCUCUCUCCUCUCCCUCUCCUUUCAAGUGGGAGAGGAGUAACUUCACCAGCUCUGUGUCCACAACUCAGUUGAAGGGUUCCUCUAUGUUCCUAAAAUCCUGAAGUGAGGGAAUUUCACACCAGCAUGAACAAUAUGGAGUUUGAACGAGCCAGUUGACUUCAGUUCUCCUUAAAGCUUGUCCUCUUGGUAGAUGAUGUUUUCUGAAUGUAAAUAUUUUAUUCCUCUAUUGAUACACAAAAAGCCUUAAGAUGUAGUUUGAAUUUUAGUUUAUCUUUACUUUAGUGGGGGAUUCAGGAUUUCGCUGCCCCUAAGAUUUUAGAAUGGCAACAAACUAACAUCCAUGUGUCUCCCAAACAUGGGGAAGGAUCCGGAUCUGAACUUCUCCAAUGUUUGGAUCUGGGAUUUUGAGUCAACUUGUGACAGGAAUCAAAGUCUCAAAGUCUGGAUCCGCUUUGGUUUGGACCAAUCUCUAGUUUGUUUAAACUAUUAAAAUAUUUUUAAUAUGUCA
Molecule: messenger RNA, 4226 nt
Organism: Chrysemys picta bellii (western painted turtle)
Lineage: Eukaryota; Metazoa; Chordata; Testudines; Emydidae
Gene: PAQR7
Product: progestin and adipoQ receptor family member 7
Biological process (GO): response to steroid hormone
Cellular component (GO): plasma membrane
Molecular function (GO): steroid binding; nuclear steroid receptor activity
Source: RefSeq, a predicted model, not a curated record